Frankliniella occidentalis (western flower thrips) is the source of this 895-nucleotide messenger RNA. RefSeq names its product ATP-binding cassette sub-family G member 1-like. Gene Ontology annotation, cellular component: plasma membrane. NCBI's taxonomy places the organism in Eukaryota, Metazoa, Arthropoda, Insecta, Thysanoptera, Thripidae. The record is from RefSeq and is a predicted model, not a curated record. Gene Ontology annotation, molecular function: ATP hydrolysis activity; ATP binding. The coding region runs from base 326 to 880 and encodes 184 amino acids. The transcript has 4 exons.
CUCACUCGGAGCUGUCAGUCCGGACUUGCCUCCGCACCGCGCGCCGCGCCGCCCGCUCCCCGCUGCACGGCGUGCUGCACGGUGCUGCAGCUGCACGGCGCCAAGAGCCGAGCCAGGGCAGCACCGCCGGCACGGCAGGCGCCUCCAGGACGCCGACGGCAGACGACCCCCCCGGCGCACCACCAUCUCCCCGUCUACGCCCGCACACUCCCUUCCCCGGAUAUACUCUGGCGAACUACAGAAAGUGAAUGUGAACAUAGUGGUUGAGUCAGUGAUCUGUGAUAAGUGUAACGAAAUAAGUGGAUACGCGAAACAAGUGAGCACCAUGACGAAGGCGUCGACCACGAUGGACGUCGGUUUCCAAAACCUGUCGUACAAACCGCGCUCCUGGAGGAUCGGAGGCCCCCAGAAGACGAUCCUCCACGAUGUGUCCGGCCGCUUCAAGAGUGGCGAGCUGUCUGCCAUCCUGGGCCCGUCCGGGGCCGGCAAGAGCACCCUCCUCAACGCUCUCUCGGGCCUCACGACGCGCGGCGUGGACGGCUCGCUGACGGUGAACGGCUGCCAGCGCGACCCGCGCACCUUCUACAAGAGCUCGCGCUACAUCACGCAGGAGGACCUGCUGCAGCCCAUGCUCACCGUGCACGAGCUCAUGGUCAUGGCGGCCCGGCUCAAGCUGCCGACCGGCACCAGCCGCCAGGAGCGCCUCAGGGUGAUAAGCGACAUUCUAGCCAAACUAGGCCUGCUGCACGCUUCUGCAACGAGGACCGAGAACCUGUCUGGCGGCGAGAAGAAACGCCUAUCCAUCGCCCUUGAGCUGGUCAGCAACCCGCCCGUCCUCUUCCUCGACGAGCCCACCAGGUACGCGCCGAUGAGACGGUGACGACAGGAGGUAUGG